Molecule: messenger RNA, 1936 nt
Organism: Microtus oregoni (creeping vole)
Lineage: Eukaryota; Metazoa; Chordata; Mammalia; Rodentia; Cricetidae
Gene: Znf639
Product: zinc finger protein 639
Exons: 7
Coding region: 414-1871 (485 amino acids)
Biological process (GO): regulation of transcription by RNA polymerase II
Cellular component (GO): nucleus
Molecular function (GO): RNA polymerase II cis-regulatory region sequence-specific DNA binding; DNA-binding transcription factor activity, RNA polymerase II-specific
Source: RefSeq, a predicted model, not a curated record
AGCCGGGCCUGGCGGGCAGGGCCGGGAGGGCGCGCGCGGCAGGGGAGGGCGUGGGCGAUCUCCCGGCAGCCACCUCCGUACCAUCACCCGGGCGGGCCUCGGCGGAGCUGCGCUGCUGCGUGAGUUUUCCAGGUAUCGCUUCCCCCCUCCAACCUGUGGCUAAGAACGUGAGGCAAGAUGAACAAACUUGCUGGUGGCGGUAUGGAGCAGUGAGAGUCCACACACACAGAGUUAAUUGACACCAGCAGUCCAAAGACAAGUGUUCCAUCUUUGGUCCUGCUAUGUCAUAAUGGACUUUAUCGGAGUUGGUUUCUUCAUUGCUUAAAAUGAGGUAUUUUUUGCCAUCUGUGGAAAUUUGCCUGUAAUUCAUUUUCCUUGCUGUAGUAUUGAUAAUUAUACCAAAUUGAAAAGAUAUGAAUGAAUAUCCUAAAAAAAGAAAAAGGAAGACUUUACACCCUUCUCGUUAUUCAGAUUCUUCUGGAAUAAGCAGAAUCACAGAUGGAGUCAGUGGAAUCUUUUCUGAUCAUUGUUACAGUGUCUGCUCUAUGAGACAGCCUGACUUAAAAUACUUUGACAACAAAGAUGAUGAUUCUGAUCCUGAGACAUCAAAUGACUUGCCCAAAUUUACAGACGGAACCAAGGCCAGAAACAGGAAUCAGAACUACCUUGUUCCCAGCCCCGUGCUUAGAAUUCUAGACCACACUGUCUUUUCCACAGAAAAGUCUGCUGAUGUGGAAAUCUGUGAUGAAGAAUGUGAUUCACCCGAGUCUGUGCCUCAGCACACACAAGAGGAGAGCCCUAUAGAGGUUCAUACCUCAGAAGAUGUCCCAAUUGCUGUAGAAGUUCAUGCUAUUUCUGAAGAUUAUGAUAUAGAAACAGAGAACAAUUCCUCCGAGAGCCUCCAAGAGCAGACUGAUGAAGAGCCACCAGCUAAACUCUGUAAAAUACUUGACAAGAGCCAAGCUUUGAAUGUGACUGCCCAACAGAAGUGGCCUUUACUGCGAGCCAACAGCAGUGGCCUCCACAAGUGUGAACUUUGUGAGUUCAACAGUAAGUACUUUUCCGACCUAAAGCAGCAUAUGAUCCUGAAACACAAGCGCACUGACUCGAAUGUGUGUCGAGUGUGUAAGGAAAGCUUUUCCACUAAUAUGCUUCUCAUUGAGCACGCCAAACUUCAUGAAGAAGACCCCUACAUCUGUAAGUACUGUGACUAUAAGACAGUGAUCUUUGAGAACCUCAGCCAGCACAUUGCGGACACCCACUUCAGCGACCACCUUUACUGGUGCGAGCAGUGUGACGUGCAGUUCUCCUCCAGCAGUGAGCUCUACCUGCACUUCCAGGAGCACAGCCGCGAUGAACAGUACCUGUGCCAGUUCUGUGAGCACGAGACAGGUGACCCUGAGGACCUGCACAGCCACGUGGUCAAUGAGCAUGCCCGAAGACUGAUAGAGCUGAGUGACAAGUGCAGCGGUGGUGGGCACGGGCAGUGCAGCCUGUUAAGCAAGAUCACCUUUGACAAAUGCAAGAACUUCUUUGUGUGUCAAGUAUGUGGAUUUCGUAGCAGACUUCACACAAACGUGAACAGACAUGUUGCUAUCGAGCAUACUAAAAUCUUCCCCCACGUUUGUGAUGACUGUGGGAAGGGCUUUUCCAGCAUGUUAGAAUAUUGCAAGCAUCUAAAUUCACAUUUAUCUGAAGGGAUUUAUUUAUGCCAAUAUUGUGAAUAUUCAACAGGACAAAUUGAAGAUCUUAAAAUUCAUCUUGACUUCAAGCAUUCGGCUGACUUGCCUCAUAAAUGCAGUGACUGCCUGAUGAGGUUUGGGAAUGAAAGGGAAUUAAUCAGUCACCUUCCAAUCCAUGAGACUACCUGACUGUUAACUUUACAUAAUGUUUAUGUAAAAUAAUUUUUUUUUAAUAUUAAAAUGGGUGAUCUGAA